Molecule: messenger RNA, 1359 nt
Organism: Solanum verrucosum
Lineage: Eukaryota; Viridiplantae; Streptophyta; Magnoliopsida; Solanales; Solanaceae
Product: ethylene-responsive transcription factor WRI1
Exons: 7
Coding region: 1-1332 (443 amino acids)
Biological process (GO): regulation of DNA-templated transcription
Molecular function (GO): DNA binding; DNA-binding transcription factor activity
Source: RefSeq, a predicted model, not a curated record
AUGAAGAAAUCUCCAUCUUUUUCUUGCUCCUCUUCUUCUUCAUCAUCUUCAUGCAUUGAACAAAUCCAUGAAGAAACAGAGAAGCUAAACCUGAAGCCGAAACCAAAGCCCAGGCUGAAACGUGCUAGCCGAGCUAAGAAAAUUGUAAAUGCUGAUUCACCAAGUAAUAAUUCAUCUACAGCUAGAAGAAGCUCCAUUUACAGAGGCGUAACCAGGCAUAGAUGGACAGGAAGGUAUGAAGCUCACUUAUGGGACAAGAGUACUUGGAAUAGCAUUCAGAACAAGAAAGGAAGACAAAUUUAUUUGGGAGCUUAUGAUAGUGAAGAAGCUGCUGCUAGAACUUAUGAUCUUGCUGCCCUUAAGUAUUGGGGACCAACAACUAUACUUAAUUUUCCGGUGGAAAGAUAUAGCCAAGAGUUUGAAGAAAUGCAGAGGCUAACAAAGGAAGAGUACUUAGCUUCAUUAAGGAGAAUGAGCAGUGGAUUUUCAAGAGGUGUUUCCAAAUAUCGUGGCGUAGCAAGGCACCACCAUAAUGGUCGAUGGGAGGCGCGAAUUGGACGGGUCUAUGGAAAUAAGUAUCUCUAUUUGGGAACUUACAGCACUCAAGAGGAAGCAGCUGCAGCAUAUGAUAUGGCAGCAAUUGAGUACAGAGGGCCUAAUGCAGUCACCAACUUCGACAUCAGCAGAUAUGCAGACCAUUUGAAGAAACUCCGCGAACCAGAUCUGUUAACAAAGGAGGAAAACACAGAGUCCUCUGCUGAAGUUCAAUCAAAUGAGGUGAUAGAACAGUAUCAACCGGUUCAACAAGAAGAAAACCAAUUGGAUUAUCAGCUAGCGGAAUUAGCUGCAGAACCAACAGUAGUACCAAAGUUGGAGUUUACGCCUGCACUUGAUUCUGAUGAAGUGACUCAACCAAAAGUUCUGAAGUUGGAGUUUGCUCCUUCAUUGGAGUCUGCUGCUGAUAUAAUGAAGGAGAAGGAUCACGAGGCGGAAGAGGACUACCCGUGGAUGAACAUGUACUUGGACAACACAUUUGAUUCGCUCCCAGUUUCCGACUUCUCUCUUGAAAAACCAGCAGACUUGAUGGAUCUUUUCAAUGACAACAGCUUUGACAACAACAUUGACUUCAAUUUCUAUGAGCAAUCAAGUGAGAAUGAGUUCAACCUGAAUGUAUUCUCCGACAGCAUGAUCAUCGAUGGGAUUGAAGCUGAUAAUGAGGAAGUAAGGAACAAUCUGUCCAUUUCACCUACCUCAUCAUCAUCCAUGUCAAGAACAACAUCCAUUUCCAACGACAUGAAAGACGAUGGAGGUUUGGCAUCUUCGACGAUGUAAGAUGUUUGGAGUAAGAACUCAGCUUGG